Molecule: messenger RNA, 1086 nt
Organism: Dioszegia hungarica
Lineage: Eukaryota; Fungi; Basidiomycota; Tremellomycetes; Tremellales; Bulleribasidiaceae
Product: CCAAT-binding transcription factor (CBF-B/NF-YA) subunit B-domain-containing protein
Exons: 3
Coding region: 1-1086 (361 amino acids)
Biological process (GO): regulation of transcription by RNA polymerase II
Cellular component (GO): CCAAT-binding factor complex
Molecular function (GO): DNA-binding transcription factor activity, RNA polymerase II-specific; RNA polymerase II cis-regulatory region sequence-specific DNA binding
Source: RefSeq, a predicted model, not a curated record
AUGAAUUCCACCCUACCCCCCUUCAUCCCCUAUUCGCACCUCAGCCCUUCCUACGCACUCCCGCACGACCGAUCCAAUCUCACCCCGUCUGGACAACAUGCGUAUGCGCUGGGGCAGGCCGGACCGGGUCCGUCGAGCCGGGGCAGCGCCUCGAGCCAGAUGAUCUCAGGCCAGGAUGGGUACUUCUCGCAAGCUUUGAGAGAGAACUCCAUCUCGCCUGUUGACGGCAUAAAUCCCCUCUCCCUCCCCAUCGAUCCCUCCUCCGACUUCUACAAUCGGUACAUCAACAGCCCCGCCUCCCCCAUCUCUCCCGACUCGCACGGAACUAUGGCCUCCUCCUCCACCCUCCCAUAUCCCACACAGCAGCAACAACAACAGCAAAACUACCUCUACUCCAUCUCCGGCUCACAUACCAACGGGAACGCCAGUCAAGGCCAUGAGUACGCUAUGCGGCCAAAUACAGGCAUGCGGUUUCCGUCUGGGAGUAAUGGCGGGAUGUACGACCAGCCACAGGGGUCUAUACAUCCGGGGCAUGUCAACCAGCGCUCCGGCUCGCGGGAUAGCGGAGCGGGUAUGGCAUAUAGCCACGAUGGGCGGAGUGUACACGGGGGCGUACAGGAUCUGGCGGUCUUGCGGCUGGAUGCUCAUGAUGUAGAGGGGGAUGGGCAGGAAAGCGGAAGUGGCGAUGAGGCCGAGGAAGAGGGAGAGGGAGGGGAUGAAGGUGAAGGCGAGGAAGGAGAUGAGCUAGCGGGAGGUGGCGAAGAAGAGUACGCAGAUGAGGAAAGGGACGAGCUGGAUGAAGGCGGAGAGGUGGAUAAUGAAGAACCGCUCUACGUGAACGCCAAGCAGUAUCAUCGGAUAUUGAAGCGGAGGUUGGCGAGGGCGAGAUUGGAGGAGCUGAAUAGGUUGAGUCGGUCAAGAAAGCCGUACUUGCACGAAUCUCGUCAUCGGCAUGCCUGUUCCCGGCCCCGAGGGAAGGGCGGCCGGUUCCUCACUGCCGAGGAGAUCGAGCAACUCAAGCUGGAUCAGGCCUCAGCGGCGGCGGCGCUGAUCGCCGAUGGUCAAGAAGGACCGUUGGAGGAUUGA